AUGCUGACACAACUGCGCCUAAACGUCAUGGCUUCUUACGGUUGGCACCUUUGGACAGUCAUUGUGGCACUUUCCUUCGCAUCGCUUCUUUCUGCUUUGGACUCAUCCAUCAUCUCCACCGCUCUGCCGACCAUUAUGCACGACCUGGGCUCUAGCCCUGCCUAUUCCUGGGUUGCCAAUGGCUAUUUUCUCACGUCCACGGCGUUUCAACCUCUCUUUGGGCAGACAGCCAACAUUUUUGGACGGCGAAUUUUGACUCUCUCUGCCGUGCUCCUUUUCACUAUCGGCUCAGCCAUCUCGGGAUCAGCGGUGACCAUUGCGGCUUUGAUUGCUGGUCGUCUCAUACAAGGAAUUGGAGGUGGAGGAAUCAAUGUGAUGACACAGAUCGUAGUGUCCGACUUGGUCCCAUUGCGCGAUCGGUCUAGGUUCAUGAGCAUCAUCUUCUCGUUUUACUCUAUCGCCCUUUCUAUCGGUCCCGUCGUUGGUGGGGCUUUAGCUGAGCAUUCGUCAUGGAGAUGGAUAUUCUACCUUAACCUGCCUAUCGCUGGGGUGUCGUUCGCUUCGCUGCUCUUAUUUCUGCAUGUUCCGUACAUUCCAGAUCUUAGAUCAAACAUUUUUCGACGUGUUGAUCUCACAGGCAAUGCCCUCCUCAUCGCGUCUGUCAUCUCCGUUCUGAUAGCUUUAACUUGGGCUGGGUCUGAGUACCCCUGGUCAUCUUGGAGGGUUCUUGUGCCUUUGAUUCUGGGAAUCCUUGGAAUCGCUGGUUUUCUCAUACUCGAAUCCACGACGCUAAUCCCAGAGCCUACGAUGCCGAUCAGGAUAUUUGCCAACCGAACGUCACUGCCCAGUUUCGGGCUAUCAUUUAUUCACUCGAUGCUCACAUAUUGGGUAUCCAACUAUCUUCCCGUAUACUUCCAAGCCGUUUUGGAAGCGACACCUACCGGAUCCGGUGUUGAUGCCCUACCCAGCGUCUUUAUCGCCAUGCCAUUUGCGAUUGCUGCGGGAUUCGGGCUGUCAUUCUUCAAUAGAUUCAAGCCUUUUAUGUUCGCCGGCUUCGCUUUCUUGGCUGCAGGUUACGGUAUGCUCAGUCUCCUUGAUCAAUCAUCGUCCACAGCGUACUGGGCUGCAUCACAAGGCGUGGCAGCCGCCGGCACAGGCAUGCUUAUGUCUGUUGCUCUGCCCGCGAUCCAGGCCCCUCUAGCUGAAGCGGACCAGGCCAUCACCACAGCUGCAUGGGGCUUUGUGCGUUCGUUUGGUGGUGUCUGGGGCGUGGCAAUACCAACAGCGAUUUUCAACUCACAGGCCAAUUCUCUGCUUUAUCGUGUCAGCGAUGAUAUGAUCAGGAGCAGACUUGCAAAUGGUGGUGCUUAUGCGUUGGCCACCAGAAGCUUCAUGAUGACAUUAAACUCUCAACCCAUUAUCAAGGGCCAGGUACUCAGUGUCUACGUAGACAGUCUGAAGCUGGUUUGGCAGGUUGGUAUCGCUUUCAGUCUCCUGGGAUUCGUGGUCACUUUUAUUGUCAAGGGCAUACCCCUUCGAGAGAACCUGGGAACAGACUUUGGAAAUUCUCCGUACGACAAGGACCAAAUAGAUGAGAAAGACGACAACUCUUCGUUGAUGGAUGAGCAUCUGGAGAAUUGA
Molecule: messenger RNA, 1641 nt
Organism: Diaporthe amygdali
Lineage: Eukaryota; Fungi; Ascomycota; Sordariomycetes; Diaporthales; Diaporthaceae
Exons: 3
Coding region: 1-1641 (546 amino acids)
Biological process (GO): transmembrane transport
Molecular function (GO): transmembrane transporter activity
Source: RefSeq, a predicted model, not a curated record